GAGAAUUUCCUUAUUGUUUAUUGUAUUUAAUUAAACAAAGACUAGUUAAUUCCACGUGCGUACCAAAAAGAAGUCGAAACAGCAACUAUCUUUGCUACGGCCGAGCCAUCGAAAAAAAAAAAGUCGCAAAUAGAAGUGAAGCGGUAGAUUUUUGCCCAUAAUUUUUUCUUGUAUUACAAUUAGAUAAAUACUUCGCGCGUAUUCAGCGCGUAUUUAGUUCUUUUGCUGCAAUAACAAACGCUUGAAGUGAAAUAGCAAUGAUUAAAUCGAUAAAUCUUAAUGAUUAUUCGCGUUGCAAAUUAGACAAAAAAUGUGAUCGCGAAUCGUAAAUUACACCGAUUUCUGUUGAUUAGAAAUCACAAGGGAGAAAAAACGAUAUCUGCGCAAUUUCCUUACUGAGAAGUUUAAACUUCGGCUAGCGAUAACACAACGAACGGUACUUUCCGCUCAAUUUCCACCGUUGUCGUGGGAAAGUAUUCUUGUUCCGGUCGUGCAACGAUGCGGUUGUGGAUAUUGUACAUUUGUAUAUUUGUCAAAAAAUAUAUUUUAGUUUCUUUCUAUAAAUAUAAAUAAAAUUACAUAAUUAUAGACUGUAAAACUUUUUUUCGAUACAACUUUCAAAGAUAGUCUCGCACACCUCUUCUUGAUAAGAAAAUUCUUAUGGUUUUUGAUGUCAAAGAGGGACGGACUUACUGCGUUAUUUUUUUUUUUUCUUUUUUUUUUGUACGCUUCUAAUGUCGUACAAACAGACAAAAGAACGCGCGUUUUUACUUGGAGAUGUAAUAAAAAUAUGUUCUUAAGAUAAGAAUAAAAGAACGCGCAAAGUUGAUAUUCGCGGUUUUUUCAUCUCUUUGCGUAGUAUUCUCGAAAAACAUCCAUUCUCGAUUUUUCAUAGAUCGGAAUAUCCCAUUGAUGAGGAAGUAAAUAUUUCGAUUGUGUUGAGUAUAAAAUCCGGAAGCGAGCGUUCUUCAAAGAGCGUGUCGAGAGAAGCAGUGUCGUCAGCCGGAAAUUGAAAGAGAAACGUCCCGUGUGGACGUGGACGAAGCAAAAGUGAUCGCGAUGCGCUUGUCGAUUUGUAUCUUCUUUUUAAUAAAAAAUCCGCAACGCUUUGCUACGAUUGCGCCGAGAGCGUCGUAGCGCAAAUUCAGGAGAGAUACGAUCCACUCGCAAUUUCUAGCGCUAGUUCCACGCGAAAGUGCAGUUAUUCGAGAUAUGACACGUCGGCGAGCGUGUCGUGUGCGCAAAAUGGUUUUACGUCGUGUCGCGAAGACAGGAAGAAAAGUUCGUGAAAGGCAUUUGUCUUCUUCCAUUGAGACAUGAGUAGAAAAAUCUCUUUGUUAUUAUUCUGAUCACUCGGAUACGUGAAAUGAGUAUCAAUUAAGUGCUAAUUGUAUGCGAUAUGUAUAAAAUACUAUUAUUUAAUUUUUCUAACAGAUUUUGAAAAAAUGUAUUUUUUCUUUAGCUCGCUUUAUUCACAGUUCCAUGCAAGAUCCAAUGCAGAGAAACUACCUAAAUUUGUCGGAAUAGUCGAAUUCGGUUUUAAUCUGCUUGUUUUAUCGAGCGUAUUAAGAAUGUUAUAGACGCUUUUUAAUACGAUAUUUGAAGCGUUCUUAAGAAUCUGCUUUUUGUGAGUUUAUUGAGAUGUGGUUGGGAAAUAUAUGUGUAUAACCGAAGAAAAAUAAGUAGCCUAAAAUCCAUAUCGUUCUCGCCCCGUGUCGGAGCGUACUGAAAAUGCGAAUGAACGCCUCGCGUUCUAAUAACCUACUCUCACAACGUUGAGCGAGCGGACUAGCUAGCGUUCGACGGACUCCAGCGAUCGGUCGAGUUUAGUCUUCGAGCAGCCGGUUCCUCUCGAGGUCGGACCCUGUCCGCCACACGGGCUUGAAUCACCGCCCGCGGGAAAGCAGGAGGGCCUUCGUUUUAUUCGCGUGAAUUGUACGUAUGAAAAGAUUCUUUGCUUCGUUACAAUCAAUAAUUGCCAACAGUUUUCUGACAGUUUUCUUCACGGGCUAUUUUUCGUGCGCUAGUAUAAAAGAGAUCGGCUUUGUGAUCUCAGCAUGCGUUUCCUCGUAUUUAGUGUGACGUUGAGCGUGAAUCUGCUAGUCGUUUGGCAAGUUUCUGCCCAUGGAAGACUGAUCGAGCCACCCUCGAGAGCCUCUAUGUGGAGGUACGGCUUUAAUACACCUCACGAUUACAACGACCAUGAAUGCUAUUGCGGCGGCUUUACCAGGCAAUGGCAGCGUAACAAAGGCAAAUGUGGCAUCUGCGGAGAUAGCUGGGAUUCUCCGACGCCGCGCGCUCAUGAAACGGGCGGCAAGUACGGGAAUGGCGUGAUCGUGCGGCGUUAUCGGACCGGAUCUGUCAUUCCGGUUCGCGUAGAGUUGACGGCGAACCAUCAUGGCUACUUCGAAUUUCGCACUUGCGCCAUGACUUAUCGCGACCGAGAGGUCAGCCAGGAGUGCUUGGACCAAUAUCUGCUGCGCGCCGAGAACGGAUCGACUCGCUACUAUCCCGGUCCUGGUAACCGUGUUUUUGAAGGCUACUUUAAAUUACCGGAGGGUUUGACCUGCGCUCAAUGUGUGUUCCAGUGGCGAUACAUCGCCGGCAAUAACUGGGGUGACUGCGGCAAUGGCACAGGAGCAGUUGGGUGCGGACCUCAGGAAGAGUUUCGAGCCUGCGCUGACAUUGCCAUCGGUGACAACGAGACAAUACUGCCGAAACAGCCCACCACCGACUCUACAUUCGUAUCUACGCCGACGGACGCGAGUCCGUUACCGAAAUUCACCAGGCCAGACUGGUUGUUGAGCAUUGUGAUCGCUGGUACGUGUCUAUUGGUGGUGCUGAGCGCUAUGGCAUUGUUUUACGCGUACUACUACCACGCCAGUAAAGCUAAAAAGUGGCUCAUGGCGAGGAGACUCCUGGCGCAAGAAAAUCCACCGGUUGCUCCACCGAGACACAAAAAGCAUCAGCACGUAUCGAACACACAGUUGCAGCUUUAGUCUAAUCCAACUGUUUAUAUCGCACUUUGGGAAAAAACGGAGUUUCAAUUGCUCUCGAGAGAGAGAAGCAAUUUUGAGUGGAUUAUGUGGAUUAAAUCGUUGUGCGAUACAUCCUCGUGACACUCAAAGUACACGUACUUCGUCCCGAUUUUGUGGAGUCGGAUGACAGGCUCGUGUAAAACAUUCGGUAUUUCAAGCGAUAAAUUAAUACUUUCGUACUUUUCACUCACGCACACUCUUUGUACAUACAUAUCAAUUAUCUUGUAUUAAAAAUAUUUAUUUUGUAUAAUCUCA
Pseudomyrmex gracilis is the source of this 3293-nucleotide messenger RNA. RefSeq lists its product as uncharacterized. The record is from RefSeq and is a predicted model, not a curated record. The transcript is spliced from 5 exons. NCBI's taxonomy places the organism in Eukaryota, Metazoa, Arthropoda, Insecta, Hymenoptera, Formicidae. The coding region runs from base 2058 to 2999 and encodes 313 amino acids.